AUGGACAUCACAGAUAGGGACUUGGCGUCAGAGGAGUCCCUAUGGGCACUAUACGAGCGCUGGUGCGAGCAUCACAAUGCCGGGCGCAACCUCAGCGACAAGGCCCGGCACUUCAAAGUGUUCAAGGAGAACGCUCGCAUGAUCCAUCAAUUCAACCAAGGUGACACACCCUACAAGAUGAACCUCAACCUCUUUGGUGACAUGACCGAUGAGGAGGUUGACCACAUGUAUGCGACAGCAGCAAUGGAGGGCAUCAACUCCAUCAGGACUAGGAACCUGGUGUCAUUGUCUGCGCAACAGCUGAUAGACUGCGACAAGGGAAGUUUCGGCUGUCGUGGCGGCUACGUGUCAUCGGCCUUCAAGUACAUGAUCAAACACCGCGGCAUUGCCACAGCUACUAACCACCCAUAUGUUGCCCAUGAGCAUGACUACUGCUUGAUGCCGAAGCGGAAACAUGUCGUCACCAUCGAUGGCUUUAAAGAGGUGCCGCCAAAUGAUGAGAUGGCGUUGCUGCAGGCAGUGGCGGCCCAACCUGUCAUUGUGGCUGUCGACCCGAAGGCCUUCCAGCGCUAUGGAGGAGGUGUCUUUGUGGGUCCCUGUGGGACAAAUUGGACCCAUACAAUGACGGUGGUCGGCUAUGGCACCACCCAUGAUCAUGACCCCAAGAGACGCAUGCAAUACUGGAUCAUAAAGAAUUCGUGGGGGGCAAAAUGGGGUGAAAACGGCUACAUCCGCAUGGUGCGCGGAGCUGGUUCCUCCAAGUAG
Messenger RNA from Triticum aestivum (bread wheat), 765 nucleotides. Its product is annotated as thiol protease SEN102-like. NCBI's taxonomy places the organism in Eukaryota, Viridiplantae, Streptophyta, Magnoliopsida, Poales, Poaceae. Gene Ontology annotation, biological process: proteolysis. The record is from RefSeq and is a predicted model, not a curated record. The transcript is spliced from 2 exons. Gene Ontology annotation, molecular function: cysteine-type peptidase activity. The coding region runs from base 1 to 765 and encodes 254 amino acids.